AUGUUCAAUCACUACUUACCUGCAACUUUACUCCUAUUGAGCAUUGUCUUGGCGGACUCGCUUUGUAAAACCACCCCACACGACACGACCUGGCCGACGGAUAGCGACUGGACUGACUUGAACCAGUCUGUCGGGGGCGCUUUAAUUCAAACCCGACCUGUAGCAUCAUCUUGCUAUGAUGGUAAUCCAUUCUUGUCCGCAUUGACCUGCGACGCCGUCGAUGACGGCUGGUUCUCCUCCGCAUUUCAUGCAAGCCUUCCGGAAUCCAUCGACUAUCCAUUCUGGGCCAACAACUCCUGUGUGCCUCCGAGCGACUACGCAUACAAGAACGAUGGAUGUAUACUUGGAGGCUUGCCCGAAUUCAUUCUCAACGCUACGACUGCCGAACAGGUCGCAACAGCCGUGAAGUGGGCUAGCGCGCGAAACAUCCGCAUCAUUGCCAAAGGAACCGGCCACGACCUCAACGGAAGAAGAUCAAGCGGCGCGUACGCACUGUCGAUUUGGACUCACCAGCUUCAAAGCAUUAAGCUGGAUGGCCAGUGGCCACGACCAUCGACCAACCUGACAGACAACGUCGCUAUUCUUGGAAGCGGAAACAACUGGGCACGCGCUCUGGAGGCCACAGCCGUGACAGGAAGAACGCUUGUCAGCGGCCAGGUCAAGACAGUCGGUCUCGGCGGCUUCAUCGGCGGUGGCGGACAUGGCCCUCUUUCGAGCCACUACGGCCUGGCCGCUGAUCAGGCCCUCCAGGCGACAGUGGUCACGACAACCGAAGACAUUCUCGUGGCAAAUGAGGCUCAGAACCAAGACUUACUGUGGGCUAUCCGAGGCGGCGGACCGGGCCUCUACGGAAUCAUCACGGAAUUCAUCCUGCGAACACACCCUACCCCUAGCAACGUGAUCCAGACAACUUUGUCCCUGAGCAUGACCGGAAACGAUACUGGAUCUGCUGCCGCCGCAUCUUGGGAUGCCAUGGCAUUGCUUUCCAGCUCUCUUCCGGAUCUGAUGGAUGCUGGCGUAGCGGGUUUUGGCAACGCGGCAACGUCAAAUGUUUCCCCGACAUCUUUCAGCGGCGUUGUUCAAGGGAUCAGAGCAACCUUUACUUUCUUCGGUUACAACACCACGGCGAACGACCUCCUCUCUCUUUUGAAUCCGAUCCAAGCACGCAUGUUACAGAGCGGAAAUGGCACGCUCUCGGUGGUUGUCGCGGAACCGACUGUUUUCUCUACGUACCUAUCGUUUGUUGACGACCUCAAUGACCCCGCUACUCCGGUGGCACAGAUCAGUCUCAUCUCAAGUCGCUUGCUCGGCCGCAGCGAGCUGACUAAUAUUCCCCUGAAGAAACUUCGAUCCCAUCUGCAAGAUAUUACCAAGUCUCAGGUGGAGGGAGGUACUGCUGCACUGGUGUAUGGGCUUCAGGGUGGACUGGGACCCCGUCAGGUCGAGGCGGGCAUGCGAGGCGCGCUGAACCCUGCUUGGAGAAACGCCUACAUCCAUCUCAUCAGCUCUGGAACAUACAUCAACACGACGGACUCUGCGCCGCAGGACGCCUUGGCCACUGCUGCGGCCUGGGCCGAAGAGAAAAAGGAAGCAGUGUGGCGAGAUUGGGCACCGGGGACUGGCGCGUACAUCAACGAAGCCAAUCCAUUCAACAACAACUUCCAAGAGGACUUUUACGGUGGCAAUUAUGACCGCUUGCUUGAGAUCAAGGAUAAAUAUGAUCCCACUGCUAGCCUCUAUGUCCGGUCGGGAGUCGGAAGUCACAAGUGGGACUACAAUUUGACGACUGGUAAACUUUGCCGUAAGUAG
Colletotrichum phormii is the source of this 1809-nucleotide messenger RNA. RefSeq names its product FAD-dependent monooxygenase. The record is from RefSeq and is a predicted model, not a curated record. Bases 1 to 1809 code for a protein of 602 amino acids. Gene Ontology annotation, molecular function: oxidoreductase activity; FAD binding. The transcript is spliced from 2 exons. NCBI's taxonomy places the organism in Eukaryota, Fungi, Ascomycota, Sordariomycetes, Glomerellales, Glomerellaceae.